GAGCUUGCUCCUGAUUCUAUAAAACAGCCUGGGAAUCGCUGACUUAGUGAAACUCCCAGGUGGAAACUGCUAGAACACAGCAGCCUGACACAGACCAGCGAUAGCCGGGUUUAUAAAACCGUUUUGUUGGAUUUCUGCGCUGAUUUUUCACUGAUAUAAAAUCUCACUGAGAUGACUUCCCGCUAUCUUCCUGCUAAAACGAUUUUAUUUGAACGGGGCAGGUUUGGCCUGACAUACCGCAUUCCGGCUCUAUGUUACCUGGCCCACUCUGCGGCCAUUCUGGCCUUCGCUGAAGAGAGACUGAGCCCAGUUGAUGUUGACGCUACUGUCCUGGUCUUCCGCAGGGGAACAGUGUCCAGGAGCCACGUACAGUGGGGGGACAUGGAAAUUCUGCACUCCGCCUACCUCAAAAAUCACCGCUCAAUGAAUCCUUGCCCUGUUUAUGACAGUUACACUGACACCCUCUUCCUUUUCUUCAUCGCUGUCCUGGGGCGCACCACAGAAUCCUACCAACUGAUCACUGGCAACAAUGUGACCCGUCUGUGCUGUGUGCGCACCACUGACCAGGGCCACAGCUGGAGUGCUGUUACUGACCUGACUGAGUGUGCUAUUGGCUGUGCCAUUGAAGAAUGGGCCACCUUUGCCCUGGGCCCAGGGCAUGGCAUCCAGCUUCCAUCUGGGAGACUUGUUAUCCCGGCCUAUGCCUAUCACAUUGACUCGAAAGAAUGUUUUGGAAGAAUCUGCAGCACCAGCCCACAUUCCUUCACUUUCUACAGCGAUGACCAUGGCAAGGUCUGGAAGUCUGGGGACUUCAUAGACAACCUGGCGACUGUGGAGUGCCAGGUGGUGUCAGUGGAUCAGGAGGAUGGGCAUGGUGUCCUGUACUGCAAUGCCAGGACGCUGCUGAAUUUCCGGGCUCAGGCGCUCAGUGCUGAUGGUGGUGCUGCCUUUCAGGAAGGACAUCUCAUCCCGAAGCUGGUGGAACCACCCCAGGGAUGUCAUGGGAGUAUCAUUGGUUUCCCAGCUCCCAUAGUGAAGAAGUGUGAAGACCUUCUGGCCUUUAGAGACUUUGACUCUGAAAACCAGCAGCAAACUCGACUUUGGCACAAGGGCUUGAAGCUCAAUUUGCGGUCUCCAACUUGGGUCCUGUACUCUCACCCAACCAGCCCAGCAAGCCGGCGGCACCUGGGAGUUUACCUCAGUACCUUUCCACAGGACCCUUGCAGUUGGACUGAGCCCUGGGUUAUUCACGAAGGGCCCAGUGCCUACUCUGACCUGGCAUUCAUUGAGAUGGCCUCUUCCAAGAGCCCUGAGGUUCAGCUCCCAGCAGUGGCUUUCGCCUGUCUUUAUGAAUGUGGGUCCAAUUCACCUUAUGAGAAAAUAGCAUUUAGCCUCUUCACAAUGCGCGAGUUACUCCACAAUAUUCCACAUAUGCCUGCACAGUCCCAGGUGGAGCUCAGCACCAUGCCUAACUCUGUCUGCUGUCCCAUCACAUGAGUUGGGGUACAACUUCUGCAAAUGGUGGAUGAUUAAGAUGAGCUUAGCUGUAGUAAGCAGAUCAGAAGGAAUGAUUUUAAUUGCUUGAAGCAAAAUAAAUUGAAUUUGUAGCAAA
Molecule: messenger RNA, 1612 nt
Organism: Rhincodon typus (whale shark)
Lineage: Eukaryota; Metazoa; Chordata; Chondrichthyes; Orectolobiformes; Rhincodontidae
Gene: neu4
Product: sialidase 4
Exons: 2
Coding region: 172-1497 (441 amino acids)
Biological process (GO): ganglioside catabolic process; oligosaccharide catabolic process
Cellular component (GO): cytoplasm; lysosome; membrane
Molecular function (GO): exo-alpha-sialidase activity
Source: RefSeq, a predicted model, not a curated record